AUGCCAUUACUGUUGAAAGAGUGGUACACUUCAGACAUUGCAAGAGACUACAAACUUUCAUAUAAAUUUCUAUUGGCUGCCGUAGGCAUCACGUUGAACCUAGUCUUUAUUUUCAGUUUUGGACCAAUGGGAUAUGGCGGUAACCUAGCUUUUAACCCAACCCACGCAAGUAUACGGAAUAUAAGCAGAAACACAGUAGAUAUGGUGACAUCCACGGAUCAAUGUCGAUGUCGGCUCGAUCGCUGGGAUCCAAGAGAUCUGCAGUUGGGUCAGCGGCCUAUCCCCACAAGCUUGCCAAACGUUACAAUGGCCAAGCCCGCAACAGCCACCGAGGUAUUUUGGUCCGCAUAUUGA
Histoplasma capsulatum G186AR is the source of this 354-nucleotide messenger RNA. RefSeq lists its product as uncharacterized. Lineage: Eukaryota; Fungi; Ascomycota; Eurotiomycetes; Onygenales; Ajellomycetaceae. The transcript has 5 exons. The record is from RefSeq and is a predicted model, not a curated record. Bases 1 to 354 code for a protein of 117 amino acids.